Molecule: messenger RNA, 1542 nt
Organism: Diplodia corticola
Lineage: Eukaryota; Fungi; Ascomycota; Dothideomycetes; Botryosphaeriales; Botryosphaeriaceae
Exons: 6
Coding region: 1-1542 (513 amino acids)
Source: RefSeq, a predicted model, not a curated record
AUGGACUGGUCGCUGCUUGACCUGGCCAAGGAAGCCGAGGAUGUGGCGUCUGGCCUGCAGGCCUUCAUCGACGCUCUUCCCGGCUGCGAGCGCGACUUUCUGGCCCACAUCAGCGCCCUCUUCGCCGUCAGCGCCGAGCUGAGGCGGCUGGACGAGCUCGUCACCCAUCGAUCCUUCCGUCGCGCCGCCGCCCAGAUCACGGCCGAGCUUGAUCUCCUGUGUCCAAGCCUAGAGUCGACACUGGAGACGGUCAAGUCUGAUCUUUUCGGCGUGAAAGUUUCAGCAAACCCUCGCCGGGCCUACGAACGCCUGCGCCUCCAUUUCGAACAGGAAGGCCGUUCAUUCAGCGGCCGCCUCGUAGCAUACCAUGACUUGACCAUGGGCCUUUCUGACGUUCUGCAAGGUGACAAGGAGAUCGAAGAUUUGGAUGUCGUAGUGUCAGUCGUCAGACGUCUGAGAGCCCGCCAAGCCUUCUUCGAUACCGAACGCAUCGAAUCUCCACCAGCACCCCUCAGGCCAUCCCCAGUGAGACCCCCGUUGUGGACGGCCCCGCAAUACGCCCCUCAGUCACCAGUCAUCAGCUCGGACGACUGGGAUAGCGAUGGCAUGUAUCCAGCGGCACCUCAAGCGCCAUUGUCACCCGCUUUUUCGAAUUCAUCGUUUGAUACGUUCGCGUCUUUUCCGACGUCGCCGAGUCUGGAUUCCGCUGGCUCGUACAGUCCUAUCCAUUGGGCCCAAAAGAUAUUUGACGGACUGCAUCCCGUAACCCAAUUCCUUGGACAUCUGGGCCAACCGACCAGGUGCCUUGGUCGGGAUUAUCCUGAGGCUGUCAACAGACUUUUUGCAGAAGGCUUCCAGAAGGUCGUCGAGCAACCAUUUGACGCAGCCGAUUCUUUUGUGAGAUUGUAUUGGAGACCGACCGAUCACCGCUCCAGACUCCUUUUUCUUACUAAGGAUCCCCUUGGCCGGCGUUAUCGGCAUUGCAUACCGCUCACCUCGCUGAACAUUCGACGGGUCGGCACUUGUCUACAGCUGUCCCGAGGAAACCAGUAUGACGGUCGCCUGGAUCUCUGGGCAAAUCUCCGGUUUACCUGUUACGAGAGGAUGGUGCUGUUCUUUUGCACCGCCGCAGCCCUCAAGCGCCAAGAUGCGGUUGAUAGCCCACUUCGAGCCGAGGACUUUUUCCAGAACGGUGAGGAUAUGGAGUUCUCGGGCCAAAUCCAAGAUGACCACUAUCUUCAUGCUUUCCGGGUGUUCAAGGAUCGGAAUACCGGUGCUGUCCGUUUCGAGGCUACCGCACGCCGCGGGCCGAUGCACAAGACGCCAAUCUGGACCGCAUUCGUCACGCAAUACAUCGGCCGCAAAGGCUGGAUGCGUCGAGUGGGAUCGAGGAUUCUGUCCAUGAGCGCCUUACACCCGUACAUCUUCUGCGACAACUACUCGCCACCGAGGGGCAGAGAUGGCCAAUUCGAGCUUCGCUUCACGUCACGAAAAGACUGCGAUGACUUCCUUGCUGUUUUCCCGACUAUCAGGGUUCCGUGA